AUGGUUUUAGAAUGGAAAGCAAACCAAUUAUCACAGCAAAUAACACCUGAUCAACAAAGUGAAAAUGAAAAUACAGGUAAAUCUGAAAGCUUUGAAGAACAGGGAAGACAAUGGCAGAUAAGAGAGGUUAAUAUAGAAAUACCUGCAGCAAGUACAAAUAUUGAUGACUGCACGCCAAAUCCGUGCAAUACAACAACAAGCAUAAACUGUAUAGAUGGAGCAAAUGACUACACGUGUAAUUGUAAGCCUGGAUAUACCGGAAAAUACUGUGAUACAGAUGCUUUAAGUCACGGUUUUAAAUGGGCCACGUGUCAUGAUAAAGAAAACAGAUUCACGUGUGAUUGUCCUCCAAGAUUGUAUGGUGUUGUAUGUGACACAAAUAUUUGCCAUCCGACUCCGGCAGACGUCGUCUUUGUUUUAGAUUCAUCACUGAGCAUGUCAGAACAAGAGUUUACUAAACAGCUGGAAUUUGUUGCUAACUUUAGCAGUAAAGUUCCUAUUGGACCACGUGACUUCCAAAUUAGUGUAGUAACAUUUUCAACAGAUGCGAAUGUAGAGUUCUAUCUUAACCAGUAUAAAGACAACGUGUCACUCCAUGACGCAAUUAUGAACGUUAACUAUAAAUAUGGGAUAACACGGACUGACAAAGGACUAGAAAAGGUAAGGACAGAGGUUUUCAGUCCAAAACAUGGCAUUGAAAGACGAAUAAAUGGUACACAAGCUUCUAAGUUUGUUUACGUCUUGACUGACGGCAUGUCUACAUACAUAAUGAAAACCAAGGAAAAAGCAAAUGAUUUGAGGUCUAUUGUGGAUACAAUUGCCGCCAUAGGAAUAGGAACAGAAGUUUCGCACCAAGAACUCAUAGACAUUGCUUCUGACCCAUCGUUUGUUUAUUCCGUGAAGAACUUUAAUUCUUUGUACACCGUUCUCAAACGCCUGGUUCAUUUUGACUGUGAUGAAUGUGGUACAAGUGCGGCAUCGGACGUUGCAAUUUUCUUGGAUUCGUCGUAUUCUGUAACAGCCGAACAGUAUAGCUUAGGUAUCGAUGCUAUUAUACACAUGAUUGACGUCAUGAAACAUUUAAGCGUUAAUAAUACACGUGUAAGUGUGACGUCAUUUUCUGAUGAUAUAAGAAGCGUUAUUGGUAUGGGCGAGACUUUUAACAAAAACGUCAUUAAAAGAACGCUUAACAUGAUCGCACAAUCACAUGUAAAGACUCAAGUACAAUUAGAAACCGUUUAUGCUUAUGCUAGGGAUAGCGCUUUGAACAAAACAAUUUUUAGGCAGGGCGCAAAGAAAUUUUUCUUGAUUUUCACGAAUGGUAAAGCGGAUAUGCAGAUUAAUCUGAUAAGUUAA
Ruditapes philippinarum (Manila clam) is the source of this 1356-nucleotide messenger RNA. Its product is annotated as transmembrane cell adhesion receptor mua-3-like. Gene Ontology annotation, molecular function: calcium ion binding. The transcript has 8 exons. Lineage: Eukaryota; Metazoa; Mollusca; Bivalvia; Venerida; Veneridae. The record is from RefSeq and is a predicted model, not a curated record. Bases 1 to 1356 code for a protein of 451 amino acids.